This is a messenger RNA of Chilo suppressalis (striped riceborer), 676 nucleotides long. The record is from the annotation of a GenBank genome assembly. NCBI's taxonomy places the organism in Eukaryota, Metazoa, Arthropoda, Insecta, Lepidoptera, Crambidae.
UAGAAAUUGUUUAUAGCUAAAGAUUUACAUUGACAUUGAACACACAAGUCAUUUUAUUCUUCAAAUAUUUAGAAAUGGUGCGUAAACUUAAAUUUCACGAACAGAAACUUCUAAAAAAGGUUGAUUUUAUAUCAUGGAAAGUAGAUAAUAAUUUACAUGAAGUGAAGGUUAUGAAAAAGUAUUAUAUUCAGAAAAGAGAAGAUUACACCAAGUACAAUAAACUGUCGAGAGACAUCCGAGACCUGGCUAAUAAAAUCAAGGAUAUAGAUGCUAGCCUUGGAUUUAGAAAUGAAAGCAGCGCCCAGUUAUUGGAGAAAUUAUAUCAAAUGGGAUUAAUUCCCACCAGGUGGGAUUUAGCCCUUGCAGCAAGUGUAUCAGCAAGUGCAUUUUGUCGACGUCGAUUGCCAGUUGUAAUGGUUCGAAAUAAAAUGUCAGAAAACUUAAAAGAGGCUACAAAAUAUAUUGAACAGGGUCAUGUUAGAGUUGGUCCGGAGGUAGUAAAGGAUCCAGCUUUCUUGGUUACAAGAUCAUUAGAAGAUUUUGUUACCUGGGUUGAUGGUUCGGCUAUCAGAAGACAUGUCAUGGAGUAUAAUGACAUGAGGGACGAUUUCGACAUGAUAUAGAUAAGAAAAGAAGAUUUGCUUCAUUUUGUAUCAAAAAGACCAGUAGAAGCAAC